AGUCUGGGUUUCUGUUUCCAUUAUAAAUUCGAGUACUUUGAGCAUGUCUGAAGCCCAAGCGGAAGAGAGAGAAGUUCUGGAUUCCAUCUAUGAAGGCGACUCGAGAUACAAGAAGCUGAAUGAAACUGUGUUCCAGUACCAGUGCGGAGAACAUGGUUCCCAGAAGUCUUUCAUUGUCCAAGUACGUUGGGUGGAGGAUUACCCUGAAGUUCAGCCUGAAAUCUCCUUGGACGUCUUCUACAACCAGCAUUUGGUCGAAGUCGUGAAAAACGGGAUUCUUGAAGAAGCUACGAAAGUUGCUGUGGAUAAUUUAGGCAUGGCUAUGACGUACACCAUUUUUGAGGCCUUGAAGGAUAGUGUCGACAAGCUAACUGAGGAACAGCCUCUGUAUAUUCCAACUGCCAAGCCGGAAGUGGAUCUGAGUGAAUUGUGUCUUGAUGAGUCCUCGGGCAAAGUGAAGAAGACCAAUUUGACGAAAGCGCAGAAGAGGAAGGCGUUCGACAGAUAUGGAGCUAGUGGCGAGCUUCCGCGUGGAUGGAACUGGGUAGACAUAAUGGAAGGAGGUGAAAAGAGGAUCCGCCUCUCAUUUGACUUCGUCAUGUAUGAGUUGCUGCAUGAGCGGUUUGUGGAGAUGGAUCAGCUCGGGGAUCCUUGCAUGUACGAGGAAGCUGUAUCCGCCUUUUUCCAUCAACGGAAACUGAAGCGUGACGGGAAUCUGGACUACGUGGAGUACCGGUACUACAUCGCGAAUUUGCUGCAUUUCGACCAUCUGUGUCCAUGCACACUGUAAUUGGCAUACCUCAUGAUUUACGCGCUGAGUCACCUGGGGCAGUGAAGGAAGGAUUCGUUAUCGCAAGUGAUACUUUUGAUGUUCAUUUCGUUCUCUGUGCGAUUUAGUCCAUCUCUUUGACAAAAAUUCUAUGGCAGC
Molecule: messenger RNA, 928 nt
Organism: Notodromas monacha
Lineage: Eukaryota; Metazoa; Arthropoda; Ostracoda; Podocopida; Cyprididae
Source: the annotation of a GenBank genome assembly